UUUUAUGUCCAAAAUUUUCACGUAAAAUGUAUAUAAAAUAAUGGUCAAAUAUGUCUUCAAUUACAUUUUUGAGGAAUUUGAAUAUUUUUCGAACCAGAUUACCCCGUAUAUGCGGCAUACGUAAAUUUUGUUCAGAAGACUGUGGCGAUGAAAAGAAAGGAUUAAUUUUGGGCAUAUACGAGGGUGAUAAUGAGGAACCAGUAUUUACAAAGGCAGCAGCAAAAUUUAAUGACCAUCUUGGAGGCAAAUUAUUCGAUUUAAUAAAAAAGGCUGGAGGUGACUUAAAAAGAGGAAAAGCAAAAAUUUUUAAUAACAUUGAUAAGGAGUUUUGGUCUAUUGCCGUGGUUACACUUGGCAAACAAAAACUCGCCUACAAUGAGAUGGAAGCCAUUGACGAAGGAUUGGAGGCAGUACGUGAAGCUGCAGGAAUGGGUGCUCAAGUUUUAAAAAGAGAAGGUGUCACAAGAAUACUAAUAGAAGGGUUAGGCCAUCCUGAGCAAGCAGCAGAAGGAAGUGCUCUAGCUUUAUGGAGAUAUCAAGAAAACAAAUCCAGACAACAUUGGAAAGUUAUUCCUACAUUAGAAUUGUUUGAUGACUGUGAUGCUGAAAGUUUUCAAAGAGGUUUGUUCAAAGCUGAAUCUCAAAAUUUAGCGAGACGUUUAUCUGACACUCCAGCAAAUCAAAUGACACCUCUACAUUUUGCUCAGGAAACUGUAAAUGAAUUAUGUCCCUGCGGUAUUAAAGUUACUGUACAUGAUAAGGACUGGAUAGAAUCGAAAAAAUUAAACGCAUUCUUAACUGUUGCUCGUGGAUCAUGUGAACCACCAGUAUUUGUUGAAAUAUCUUAUUGUGGAGCGCCUCAAGAACAAAAACCGGUUCUCAUGUGUGGUAAGGGUAUAACAUUUGAUAGUGGAGGAUUAUGUUUAAAGAAAUGCGAAGGUAUGGAUCAGUAUAGAGCUGAUAUGUGUGGUGCAGCUGCCAUUAUUGCUGCUAUACGUGCAGCAUCUGCUUUAAGCUUACCAAUAAACAUUGAAGCUGUUAUUCCAUUAUGUGAAAAUAUGCCAAGCGGUAUGGCUAUGAAAUGUGGAGACGUAGUAAUGGGAAUGAAUGGAAAGUCUAUUAUGGUGACCGACACAGAUAAUGAAGGCAGAUUAAUUCUUGCUGAUGCUUUGAUAUAUGGACAGGCCAGACACAGACCACGUUUAGUAAUAGACGUUGCAAGUUUAACACCGGGUGUUAGGGCGGCUCUUGGCUCUGCUGCUAGUGGAGUUUUCUCAAAUUCUCAAACUAUGUGGUCCCAAGUCCGCAAAGCAGGCGUGAUCACUGGUGACAGAGUCUGGAGACUGCCAAUUUGGAAGUUCUUUAGCAAAAAGGUGACUCGCUUCAAAUCUCAUGAUGUUAAUAAUAAAGGUCUAGGGCACGGCUCAGCUUGCCUUGCCGCUGCAUUUCUAAAUGAGUUUAUAGACUGUGUUGAUUGGAUUCAUUUUGAUAUAACCGGUGUAGGGUUUAAAAGUGAGCACAAGGUGUAUCCCUACUUAACAAAAGGACGUAUGACAGGUCGGCCAACUCGUACUUUAAUACAGUUACUGUAUCAAUUAUCAUGUCCUGCCGAAGGACAGCGAAAACUUACUGAAAAUUAAAUAAACCUUAAGUAAAACUCGUUGACUUUCCGUCAUUCAAAUGUGCAUAAUAUAAACAUUAAGCGCUUCAUUGAACACUUAUCCGCCUUGUCUGGAAUCCUGGCAUAUUCUUAAUAUGCCAUUUUAAAAUUUUCAAGUAGGGAAGGGCACAUAUCAAGGAGUGAGAAAAUUUGUUGAAUAUUUUAUUACCUGUAUUCCAAUAAUAUAUUGUCAUAACACAUGGAAAUACAGAAAAUAAAAAUCAACAUUUAAUUUUCUGCUCAACUUAACAAUGGGCGACUAUUAUAUGGCAGUUUGGUCCCUGCCAGCUAUUUAUGCUAUGGUGUUUUUUUUUCAAGACAAUUUAUUUCCCUAACAAAAAAUGAAUUACAUUUGAGCGCACGUCAGCAUUAAAAACACACUGCGAUAAUAUUUAUUAAAUAUACCUUCGUUUAAAUUCCACACCGAGAUUUACUUAAGAUUAUUGAAAAUCGUCAUUUAACAAACUUUUUAAGUGCCUAAGUAAUGGAAAUACACCAGCCUUUUUUAUUUAUACUUUCAAAUUAACUAUAAAAAGUAAAUUAUUCUCAAAUGAUCCCUUAUAAAUAUUUAUAUAAGUAUUUAUUUACAGCAAGCUGAUGUAAUAUGCAUUUGACAUGGCAUCAGAAAUUUUUAGUCGAGUUUUGUAUUGUUUUGUAUAUACCUUAUUUCUAGAGUAUACUGUCUUUGUAACAUUAUGAUGUAAUGGAUUUUUAA
Molecule: messenger RNA, 2375 nt
Organism: Anoplophora glabripennis (Asian longhorned beetle)
Lineage: Eukaryota; Metazoa; Arthropoda; Insecta; Coleoptera; Cerambycidae
Product: cytosol aminopeptidase-like
Exons: 3
Coding region: 51-1640 (529 amino acids)
Biological process (GO): proteolysis
Cellular component (GO): cytoplasm
Molecular function (GO): metalloaminopeptidase activity; manganese ion binding
Source: RefSeq, a predicted model, not a curated record